Cynoglossus semilaevis (tongue sole) is the source of this 1773-nucleotide messenger RNA. It is a transcript of the gene calm3a, whose product is annotated as calmodulin 3a (phosphorylase kinase, delta). Bases 242 to 691 code for a protein of 149 amino acids. Gene Ontology annotation, molecular function: calcium ion binding. The record is from RefSeq and is a predicted model, not a curated record. Lineage: Eukaryota; Metazoa; Chordata; Actinopteri; Pleuronectiformes; Cynoglossidae. Gene Ontology annotation, cellular component: myosin II complex. The transcript has 6 exons.
GAUAGGUUGUGAGGUUUGUGAGUGGUGCUGCUGCAACCGCGGAGCAAGACUGAGUUUCCGGUUCUUUGCUACUGCAACGUUAGCACAUGUUCCCUCUUAAGUCUUCGGCGAUUCGUUUUUAAUUGAAUUUCAGAACAUUUUGUUUCCCGGUCGCUCAUAGCGCCCAAGUGCCGCGUUAGGUCACAUUAAAAACCCAGUUUCAUAUUCUGUCGCUCGGCAAAACCAGAAAAGAACCGGGACAAUGGCUGAUCAGUUGACCGAAGAGCAGAUUGCUGAGUUCAAGGAGGCCUUCUCACUCUUUGACAAAGACGGUGACGGUACGAUCACCACCAAGGAGCUCGGGACAGUGAUGCGUUCUCUGGGCCAGAACCCCACUGAGGCUGAGCUGCAGGACAUGAUCAAUGAGGUGGACGCUGAUGGUAACGGUACAAUUGACUUUCCUGAGUUCCUGACCAUGAUGGCCAGGAAGAUGAAGGACACAGACAGCGAGGAGGAGAUCAGAGAAGCCUUCAGAGUCUUUGACAAGGACGGUAACGGCUACAUCAGUGCAGCUGAGCUACGGCACGUCAUGACUAACUUGGGAGAGAAGCUGACUGAUGAGGAGGUGGACGAAAUGAUCCGUGAGGCCGACAUAGACGGUGACGGUCAGGUCAACUACGAGGAGUUUGUGCAGAUGAUGACCGCCAAGUGAAGGCAACACUGAAACUUCUCUCAGCAUUGCUUGUCCUCCUAUGAUCACUGUCUUCAAGAAACAAACAAAAAAGGAACAAUAAUCGAACGAUACACUAACUUCCCUCAGAUUCACUCACAAGUAGAAUUUUUCGCAGUUUGAGCUUCAGUACAUCCAACUACUUCAAAGGUCUCUGUUUAGCAAAAUUCCAACAGAAUAAUCCCUAGAGAAGUUAAUGGACCAAGCUUUAGGAGGGUGGCAGCCCUCAAACUUCAGACCAAGUUUCUGCAGAGUCACCACAGCUACUGAUUUAGUUUAGGAGAGAGCAACACUGUAAAGGCAGCCAGAUAUAUAAAAAAAAAAACAAAACAAAAAAUCAUGCCACAGCUUCUAAUGAGAUUUUUUAUUUUCUAAAUUAUCUUUGACCGAGUCCCACCACUGAAUUGAGUAACUCCUCUUGCAUGCAUCCUGUUUGUGGCAGUCUCUUGUAUUAACAGGGAGGCUCUGACCCAUGCAGAGUACGUGGUCAGAGUGUGUACACACUGGAGGUAUAUCAACAAGUAUAUAGCUAUAUAUCUGUACAAUUUGUGUCACUAUCGAUCGUUGCAAGAGAAAAUUGCUGCAGCGUACGGUGUUGGAACGGUGCUCUGGUUCAGAUGAGUGAUGUUUUUUUUUUUUGUUCUUAACGUCUUGAAGAGAGAACGAGAGACGAAGCAAAUGCGGAAGGUUUUUGUUCUCUUCGAGGAUGUUCUAUUGUCCACAGAACAGAUCGGAGACGGUGGUUUGUUCGUAUUGUUCCAGGACAAUUAUUGUGAAAACACACGCUGAGGACUGCAGUUAAUGCUCUCGUUCUGCAAACAGAUAAUCCUGAUGAUAUGAUAUUGAUGUAAUGCUUUAUAAAUGUGUUCUCAGAUAUUAAUAUUAUAUUAUUAUUAAUGUAUUGAUGACAAACCUCAGUCAUAAAAAUAUAUCUAUAUAGUAUAUAUUAGAGUGUCGUAAAGUUUGCAUUGCCUAUCGUUGUAGUAAAAUGACCUGUGACAUGGUUCCUCUUUGGUUUUGAAAUGUGCCAUAUUACCCCCGCCCCCAGACCGCUUUUCCUUCAA